This is a messenger RNA of Poecilia latipinna (sailfin molly), 9122 nucleotides long. It is a transcript of the gene vegfba, whose product is annotated as vascular endothelial growth factor Ba. Gene Ontology annotation, cellular component: membrane. Lineage: Eukaryota; Metazoa; Chordata; Actinopteri; Cyprinodontiformes; Poeciliidae. The transcript has 9 exons. Gene Ontology annotation, biological process: positive regulation of protein phosphorylation; vascular endothelial growth factor signaling pathway; positive regulation of mast cell chemotaxis. Gene Ontology annotation, molecular function: heparin binding; vascular endothelial growth factor receptor binding; chemoattractant activity. The record is from RefSeq and is a predicted model, not a curated record. Bases 2481 to 3392 code for a protein of 303 amino acids.
CCUCAUUUAAUGUUUUCUACUAACAAGGAUUGACAAAAGUCUCUUAAAUCUAAUUUAAAACAAGUUACAUUUUCUAUCAAGCCAGAAUCGCAUUAAUGCUUACAAAAGUAAAACAUUUUCUUAUUAAAAUGAGUGAUUCUACAAUCAUAAUUGCAUCUUAGCAACAUAUUCAUAGUGACUACAUUAAUAGGACACAAAAGAGACCAAUUAGUAGUAGAGCCUUAAAUGUCAUCACACAGCUACUUUAUAACAAAUUGUAGCUAACAACUCAGAUUAAUCCAUAAGAAAAUACAUAAAUGAGAAACAAAUAAUUCUAACAAUUAAUGCAGGGUGAAGGGGGGCUGUGGACCUCCUUUUAAAAUCCACCAUUAACCCUCAAACAGGCUUAUUUGAUUAUUCUACAGUUAAAACUUAAGGAGGAAUGGGCCAACUUUUGAAAAAGCUAAGUUAUAACUUUAAUCUACUACAAUAUUUAGAAAAUGGACCAAGAUUAAUAUUGUGAUUAAUCAAACUUAUAUUUUAUUCUUUAAGUUAUAAGUUCAGCCAUAUCAAUGUAUCCAAGAAACACUGGUAAACCUAUUGUUGUGAUGUGACUGUCCCAUUGUGCUUUUAAAUUCAGAUUUUUAUGGAAAAGGAUGCACCAAUGCAGAACUUUUGGGCAGUAUGAACAUUAUUAUUACUACUAUGCUCGAAACCAGACAUUUACUAAUUCACAUUCCCAUUCCCUUUCGAUGCAAUGAGAGAAUAACCACACCACUAACAUUGCUUCUCUCUUCAGGUAAACAUCCCACAGUCCUGCGCUGCGUCACAUCCCCAAACAGACCCGACAUGGCUAACCCCCUCACACACAAACAGCAACAAGAGAGAAAUUACAUAUUUUACUUAUUAGACCGAUACUAUGCAUGUUAAUGCUGUUAUUUUGUGUAUUCCUAUGUGUGAAUAUAGCAUUUAAAAAGAAUACAAAACUUAAAAAAAAGAGCACAACAAAUGGAAGUGGAAAUCAGAUAAACAAACCAUCUUAUUUCCUACUUCACUAAAGUGAAUCAAUGUUUGUAUCAUGACGUGGUUAAUUUAAAGUGAUAUGUUUUUGUGGGUUUAGCUGAAAGUGUGUCACCCCUAAAAAACCAUCCUAGGUUCCCUACGUGAUCUUGAACUUGUGCUGAUUGGAAGAAAAAUAUUCAAAAAAGUCAGUAUUUUAAUUUAUGACAUUUUAUUUAGUCAAAAAAGCUGAUGAUAAACUACAAUUAUCAGAGUAUAUAUUUCUGAGUUCGUUUUUCAGCUUUCUUAAUUUACAAUUCCCCUAAAUCUGACCAUAUGAGGCUCAACAUGUGCUGGUUUAUAGCCCCUCAGGCUAACUGAAUUUUAAAGGAAUCCUCCAGAGGCAUGACCCCCGUGUCCUCAGAGGCAAGCACGGCCACGCUCCCCUCCUUGCAUAGUGGGGGGCCCCCCGGAGGCCCCCUGAUCCCUCACUCUGGGACCAAUAGAGACGCUGCACCUGUAUCCAGUGCGCCUGUCCCGUUCGGAAGAAAGUUGGCGGCGCAAUGGUUACGCUGCGUGCGUCUCAAGGGCAAAGGAAGCGAGGAAAGCGAUCACAAUAACAAAUGUAGAGCGCUGCACCUUUCCGCGGCUCUUUCUGGCUCCGUCUGUGUCUCUGUGUGUGCGGACUGCCCUGCUGCUGCUGCGCUGCCUCAGCCGCAGAUGCACUUCCACGUCAGAGAAGGUUCGGGAUUACAGGGGUUAUUUAUAAGGAGGUAAUUUAAAAGAAAGAAGACAGCGGAGAGAUGCGCCUGGAGAGGAGACGUCACAUUUUAAUUUGGAGCGACAGUGUAGUGAUAGCGUGACUGAGUCAGAGGAGAGGACUAUGCAGCGCUGUUCCUCAGCACGGCGGAUCUUCACCGGAUAAAACGUCCUAUUCCUGGAUGAUGCAGUUUUUUUUGUGUGUGUGUUCCUUAUAGACACGCCACGAUUUUCUGACCGCUCCACGUUUCAGCGGGAAUCUGUAUAAUCCUUCCGUCACGCCACGCCGGCUGGAACCCCCCACAUCAUCACUGGCUUCAAGGGAUCAGAGCCAAACGGGACUGAUUAAUGAAACGGGCUUUAAUUUAAAGUUCAUUCAUUUUUCAAGACAAAGGCCCGAAUCUGCUGCUGUGCUCCCAAGGUUAUACGUUAAAAACACACAGAGAGAGGCACACUCCGUCUGUGCUGAACUUACUUUAGGCUGGAAACUGAUCCCGGGUAUGUUUCUGCUCUAAUUUAAGCCCAAAUGCAAGAAAGCAAAGUUGAUAUUCCAGCAUUGAUGAUGCCACCAUGGGAGCGCUUUCAAGGAAGGGAGACUGGAGAAUGAAAGCGGGACAUCUGCGUCUGUAACCGGCGAAGAAAACCAACACAAGCCGCCUUCCCUAUCUUUUUCUUUCUUCUUCUUCUUUAUUUUGGAUUGGACCAAAAAUACUUUUUAAGGUGCGCCUUUUGACUCCUGCACGAUGGGGAUUAUGCUUCAAGUUAUUUUAGGAAUGUUUCAGUUCCUGCUGCUCACCAGAAUACCGACCUUCCAUGCCAAGCUCGCUCACUGGCGGCCGGCAGACUCCCCCAGAACCAGGGAAGGUCGGGAAGUGCGACGGUGGUUGGAGGUGUAUUCCCGCAGCGGCUGCGAGCCUCGCGACACUCUGGUGGAGGUUUGGCGGGAGUUGCCAGGGGAGAUCCACCACCUCUUCGUCCCGUCCUGUGUGUCUGUGAAGCGAUGUGGUGGCUGCUGCGCCGAUGAGGCCUUGGAGUGUGUGCCUUUGCUAACACACACCCUCACCAUGGAGCUGAUGAGAACGUCCUUCAUGAAACACGAGCUCAUCGAGCUGCCCUUCGUAGAGCACAGCCAGUGCGAGUGCAGGUUAAAGGAACAGUUCCAGCCAACACCCACUACCAGGCUCCAUUUGAAGCCAGCAGGAAAAGAGAGGAAAAAAGUGGGGAGGAAGUCCAGGCAGAGGAAAACCGGAUCCGUCAGAUCUGUAACCCAUGAUCCUCUGAUUCCUCCCUCCACAUCUUCUCCUCCUCCACCUCCUCCUCCCACCACUCUACCUCCUCCUCCUCCUCCUCCUUCCUCCUCACUGAAGCCUCGGUGCCGCAUGUACAGUUCUCAGAUGAAGGAGCUCUCCGCGAGAACCCAUGCUCCUGUGAUUCUUCCUUCCAUGCCCCCACCGCCUCCAUCUCUUCGUCCCACCACCCUAAGCCCCUCUCUGCCUCCGUCCCCGACACCUCGGUGCCGCCCCUGCAGAGGAAGGAAGUGGGCCCUGGAUGAAACGUCGUGUCAGUGCAGAUGCACCCUCAAAGCCAAGAACUGCAGCCGAAAAGGCCAGACUCUCAACUCCCAUCGCUGCAAGUGCGAAGCGACAAGGACUUGAUCCGUCCAGCCACUUCCUUCAUAUCCCACCAAAUAUCUUUAUCUCCAUCACCUGCUCUGAGCAUCUGUGCCAUGGACAGCACAGAUGGUCGGGCGACCAGUAUCAACCAGAAGGAUGUAUUAGUAGAAGCACACACUAGAACCUGUACUCGUGCAUCAUUACACCCUAAAUGUGCCGUAGAUCUGUAUGUGUGCAAGCUUAUUUUCCACCUCGUCGCUUCUGUGGCAAAGCUUCGUGUGUGUGUGUGUGUGUGUGUGUGUGUGUGCGUGUGUGUGCGUGUUUAUGCACAUUCUGUGUCACUUGAGUGAAGGAUGAAGGCCCUAGGACUCUCUCUGCUAAGUUGUUUUUUUUUUUUUGUUGGAGACUGGAUUGCAACUUAACUGCACAAGAGACCAGACUGGCUGGGCCAAAGUGUCCUUCAUGUUGAUGUUUCGGUGGAAGGAAAACUGCACACUGAGACGGAUUCCAGGUUUAUAUCAAGAGGAUUUGAGAAGCAGCAGCAGCAGCAGCGUGUUAUCAGUGGACAUAUGUACUUUGAGGCGCACCAGAAGGAUACGGGGCAUGUUCAUGAGCAGGCACCCCGGUGUCUCUGGACCUAACAGAGAGGAUGAAUGCUGGGACGGGGGGUAUCUGUGUGGUCUGCUCACUGAAAGACACAGAUGGGUUAUCCCUGCAACCGCUCACUCUCACUCAAAGCGUAUGACCAUGGGCUGGCUCUCCAAGCCUCUUUCCGGCAUUUGUUUAAUUUUGAGCCCUUUGUGUUUGUCUCUCUUCAGCUCCUCAAUUGAAAGGAGCCGCUUUGCCUCUCUUUGCCUCUCUUUUCGGCAGUGAGGAGAAUGGCAAUAAUGAGGCCUGGCGGUUCUCCACUGCUUCACUCACAGAAACAUUCACACUUAUAAUACCAGGAACACAGACGUCAAGCUAAAUGCAGACAUUGACGCUGCUGCGGCGGCACACAUGCAUCUGUAUCUACACACAUACAUGCAAUGUGAAACGAAUGCUAGUAGCCAUAAGCCAUUUGUGCAAAUAUAUGUCAGUGGUUUCUCUGCAAUUUUACUGCAAAGUAAGCAUGUAUAUAGAGAGAGUAUUUUAUAACAUGCCACUCUUUUAUAUUUUAUUAUAAUUCUGCCAGGUUGAUUGCAGAGGUAAUGGAGAGUAUAUAUUGCGGGAAGUGUCUCUGUUUUGCUUGUGUUCAUCUUUAAUCCGCCUGCAUAACGACUCACGCUGGGUGGCCUGCUGGUUCGAUGCCCAAAUGUAUUGAAUUUAAACAGAGAGGUCUCACACGAGUCACAAAUGGGAGACUCUAUAGAUUUACAAAGUGUAAUUCAAACAAUCAGUGGGGUGGUGUUGUGUGCAGCACACAGAAACCAAGCAAAUAGCCGUCCCCGGUGCAGUGAAAGGAAAACAUAGCUAUUGUUGUUGCAUGUUAGAGCCCGGAUGCAGGGAGUGUUUCUCACCCAAAGCAUAACUUGUUUAUAUUCAGGCUGAAUCUCACGGUUUUACUCAGUGUUACUUUAUGACCGCUCGGCUACAGAGUCGGGAAACAAAGAUUUACUUCCCGAGCAGCUUGUCAGUCAGUCGGUGUGUGGAGCUGAAGAAGUGGCAGGUCAGAGAGUUUAAAGUCUGUUUUUUUUCCCCCUUCAACUCCCAUUCAGAGCUUGUCUGCUGUGCCAAAUUUGACUGAGAACAUUUUAGCCGUGACGUAUUAGGGCUUGGGGUUAGAAAACUGCUCAACAAUAGCUUGGAAACGCCGCGAUUCACGGCUCAGUGUUCAUACAGUCCCGCUGAUUGAAGAAUGGUCACCCAGAAACAAGCUACCAUCCACAGUGUGAAUUAUUUAUGUGUCGGCACUGAAGCAGCAGAACUUUGUUUGGGUGGCUGCUGUGAUAAGCUUUGUAUUUAUACUCUCCUCAGAUGAGAUUAUGUUUUUUUUUUUGUAUUUCCAUGCUCAUUGUUCAGUGUUUAUUGCUGUCAAUCAAUGCUUCAAUCACUACCUCUCUAUUAAAUAUAUAAUGUAUAUAUACCAUAGCAAUGGCAGAGUAUUAGAGCAUUAUUGUUACUUCCUCUGCGUUGAAUGAGUUAAUGAUGCAUUUGGCAAUAAGGAGAGUCUCUGGUGUUGAGACGGAUUAUUACUGUUUUAAAGGAAGAGGCUGAACUGGUCCUCUGAGUGCAGAGGCGAAGGUUUCCUAGUGCUUCGUUAUAUUUUCACCAUCCAAUUUUGGCUUUACAGGUGCAUCCCAGUGAGUUAGAAUAGAUUUUAAAAGCUGAUUUAUUUCAGUACUUCAACUCAAAAAUGGAAAAAUAUGUAUUAUAUAGAUUUAUUACACACAGAGUGAUAUAAUUAAAAUAUUUUUCCUGUUAAUGUUGAUCAUUGUGGGUGAUUAUGGCUUAAUGUAUUGAAACAGGAUACUUAAUAGAGAACUCCAUUGCUAGUUCUCUAUAAACCCACAAAAUGUCAUUGCUGAAGAAGCUGCCUGCUCAGAGUGCAGUAUCCAAACACAUUUUUUCCUUUCACUAAACUUUCCAUCAUGGAAUACAGCUCUGCUAACUGGCAGCUUAACUUACAAUUAUCUUUUGCGACUUCCCCUUCUUAUGGAGAGUGUCUGUGUUUUUCUCUCAGUAAAUCAGAACUUUAUGGACUGUACAGUAUGUGGACUCAACACUUGGUUGGUUUUAGAGCAUGAAGUUUUCUAAAACUUCCCAGGGAUUGACUGCACUGACUUAGACUUGAUAAAAUAGAGUGGACCAACACCAGCAGAUGACGUGGUGUUGGUCCACCAUGUCAUCUGCUGUACAAAUUUCACUCUGGACUUCAAGCAACAAGGAUUUUGUGCCACUCCACCCUUCCCACAAAUUUUGGGACCUUCAUAUCCAAAUAAAAUACCCUAUCCCUAUCACUCAUGCACUUCUAUCUACCAAACUUUGUCCUUCCGCUCACCUUUCCAUUAUUUUGUCAUUUCGCCGGGUCAGACCCUGUCGGAAUGGGCCUGUUCUCUCAUAUCGAAGGUGUCCUUGUAACUUUCCACAUAUACCUUCAGUGUCACUUGACAAACAGAGCAUAGUCUGAAAAGUUGUUUGUUUCUUAUACAAACAUAAGCAUGAUUAAAUAUAUGUAUAUAAUGAACACCUAUUGCAUUAACUUCAAACAUAUCCUUCAUUUGUUACACUUAAAAAAACAUCUAGAAACAACACUUAUAUGGUCAAAUUGUGUAAUGAUGCUUUAUUUAUGAUACUGCUUGCACACUCACUCCAACCACCUUUCUUCCUUUCACUAAACUUUCCAUUGAUAUGUUUGGAUUUAGCUCCGUUAAUCACCAACCUAUUUUGCCAUUGCCUUUUGCGAUGUAUCGUUUUUGUGGAGCAUGUCAGCUUAUGUCUCUCAAGUCAGCAAUUCAUAACAUAAUAUCCCAUUAAAAAAAAUAUUUUUUGACCUUAUGUGAUAUUUUGAUAUUCUCUGAAACAAAAUUUGGGUUUUCAUUAGCAGUAAGCCAUAUUCAUCAACAUUAACAAGAACAAAAACUUGAAAUCACUCUAGUGAAUUCAUGUAAAAUCUGAGUUUUUUUUAUUUUUUUUAUUGAACUACAGAAUAAAUGAAGUACUUGAUUUUCUUAUUUACUGAGAUGCAUCUGUGUUUAGGAUAACUUUGGGGAAAGUUACACGGGAAGAUACAAGUCUUUUUUUUCUUAGAGAAAAACUGAAAAACUCGAGGGAAUAACUACUAUCAGAGACUCUUCACGUUUUAGAUACAGGAUCACAUAAAAUGAGCUUUAAACCCUCGAGUUCGUUAGUUUUGUAUUUUCACCUGAAAAGUCCCUAAGUAAUCGACCUAUUGAGCCUUAGGCCAUAGUGAUUAACUUUGGGGUCUAUGGCGAAGAGACACUUGAAACAGUUCAGAAAACCCUCCUUGUUCCCAUCACCAGGCCAGAGUGGGAUCUUUCUGCUUCUGCUUCAUCAGCGUAAAUAACGACCUCAUAAUGAUGAGUCUGAGGAAGCUUAAAAGCUUAAAUCUCCUUUUAAGCUCUUUCUGCAAAAGAAACUCUGCAUAUAUUUUCCUCUUAUUAGCUGCAGCCUCAUCAACCUGACUUUUUUCCCCCUCAAUUUAAACAGAUGGUCCUGGUGCUCGGACCUCCAAGGUUGAAGAGGUUAAAGGUCUCAGUUAGGCAGAUUAGGUUACUUUUGGGUAGAGCCAGGCUAGUUUAGCCCUGUUUCUUUAUCUUAAUGCUAAACCCAACCACCCAGUUCAUGAACCAAAACACAUAAACAGAAUAUACAUGGAUUAUGGUAUCAAUCCUCUUGUUUUACUCUUGGGAAUGGAGUGUUUUUUUGUGAUAUCACUUGCAGUCUUUCCUGUUUGGAUAUUAAUAAUUUUUAUAAGCAUUUAACACUUUGUGUUUUAAGAUUAAUAUUUAAAUAAACAAACAAAUGUUAGAGGGAAACCAAUGAGUAUUUGGACCGCAGUACAGAUUGCACUUGUGAUGGAGAUUGCAGAGCACAUAUUGUAAGAUCGAUUCAUGAUACAGCAAGAAAUAAAAUCUACUUUGAGGACCAAAAGAAACGAAAUCACACAUUCACUUGUGAUGUAGAAAAGUAUUUAUAACCGUUAGACUUUUUCACAUUUGGCCACAAUAACCACACGAGGUUCAAUGUAUUUUAUUUGUAUAUAUAUAUAUUCUUAUUUUUUAAUGACAGACACAAAACACUAACUAGCGCAUAAUUGCAAAGUGGAAGGGAAAGUAUACAGCAGUAGUCACAGCUGCUUUGGUCUGAAUUUUUUUUAUUUUCAAAUUUUGCCACGGAGUCUCAAUUGGAUAUGUUUGUACUUUGACUGGGCCAUCCUAACACGAAUAUAUUUUUAUCUAACCCAUCCCUUUGUAUUUCUGGUUGUGCUUUCUGGGGAUUUUUUUCUGUCAGUAGUUGUAAUGCUCUCCAUUGUGUUUAGAUAGACUGCCAUCUCUUAGUAGGUGAUGUGUAUCAUUUACCUUUCACUUUACAGUUAUGUAGGACUUUGUGUUGGACUGUCACACAAAAUCUCAAUACAAUACAUUUUAGCUCGGAGCUGCAAUGCGUUGCUUCACAAAAUAUCAAAGAGUUCAAGGUGCACUCUGUAUAUUAUGUGUUAUGCACAUUUUCACCAAGCGUUCUGUUUUAAUGCAUGAAAUCUGAUCAGUUUGUCAGGAAACUUUCAUUCUGCAAACAUCUGGAUUUAUCUGUCCUGCCUCUUCAUGCAGAUUUAAAGUGUGGACAUGUUUGUAUCUCUUAGAUGUCCUUCUCCUGUGUGAACUUCCAACAUCAAUGUGCUAUGUACUGUUAAGGUAACUCUCUCCAGCUUCCAGUGUCUGAAUAAACUCUAGUUAUCCCCUACUGAACUCUGUAACAUCCUAUAACCUGUCAUAUCCGUACUGUGUAUGACAUAGUGGAUACUUUAGAGACAUAUCUGUAACUUCAUUUUAGGUGUCCAUUACAACAAAUCUCUACUCUGCAAAGACUUUGUACUGCUGUAGCCUAUGUAGAGACAAGAAAGCAACACUCUUUUUUUGCUGCUACACCAUUUGUGCCCUUUUAUGAUGUCUUUGUAGAAAACGAUGCAGGUUUAUGUUGUAUUAACUUGUAAGUUAAUUGGUUCAUUGUCCUCAUUAAAAGUGUACUCUGCGUCCUUGAAUAUAUCCAGAAUUAUACCAGAAUACAACCAUAAUGUUACAGAUGUUAUUAAAGGAAAUGUCUUAUUUUUCA